This is a messenger RNA of Epinephelus moara (kelp grouper), 3353 nucleotides long. It is a transcript of the gene efhc1, whose product is annotated as EF-hand domain (C-terminal) containing 1. Gene Ontology annotation, molecular function: alpha-tubulin binding. The coding region runs from base 292 to 1974 and encodes 560 amino acids. Gene Ontology annotation, biological process: cilium-dependent cell motility; mitotic spindle organization; mitotic cytokinesis. Gene Ontology annotation, cellular component: mitotic spindle; axoneme. The record is from RefSeq and is a predicted model, not a curated record. Lineage: Eukaryota; Metazoa; Chordata; Actinopteri; Perciformes; Serranidae. The transcript is spliced from 10 exons.
UAUUUUUUAAAUGUUUGCCAAUAUUAAUUCCUUAUCAUUCAUGAUAUAGCUUUAUUUUUUUGUUUUAUUUUUUAAGCUAUGGUUUUUAUGAAUAUUUGUUUACUUCACUUUAUUUACUUGAAACUGUUACUGUCGUGCCGUUACCAUGGAUACCAUAAACUCAGCACUGCGGAGCUGUAGUGUAGCUUUACAUGGUAACACGACCUGACUUAGCUAACUUAGUUAGCUUAAAACCACUAACUAGUACUGUUCAACUUCUUGUGGUGAACAAAUAAUACUUUAAUAGCAACAAUGUCUUGGAACUGGAACAGCCAUGGACUGCCAUUUUUACCAGGAUACACUUUUCGGGAUGUAACGAAGUCAGCCUUCCAUCGUCCCCAGACACUUGGCUAUAAGAAUGGCUUUGCUCUGCCCAGUCGCCCCACUGUGGGCAUUGGACAGGCUCCUCUUUUAUCAGAGCAGUUGAUCCAGCAGGAGAUCAGUGAGCUGUCGUUUGAGACACCAGACAUUAUUUACGGCUCCCUUGACCAGAGCAUGGAGAAAGAAUUCAUCCCAGCUCAUGUGGCUCUUGACAAGAAGGUGCUGCGUUUCUAUGGGUACUUUCUAGAAAAUAUCCAGUUUUCCCCUGAAGAGGAGUGCCGCGUGCGCCCUGUGGUCAUUUACUACUACCUGGAGGAUGACAGUAUGUGCAUCAUUGAGCCCAUGGUGGAGAAUUCUGGGAUACCACAGGGGAAACGGAUCAAACGCCAGCGUUUGCCCAAGAAUGAAUUUGGAGAGCAUUACCAGUGGAAAGAGCUCAAUGUUGGCAUGGACCUGGAGGUGUACGGGGUCAAGUACCAUAUCACACAGUGUGAUGCUUUCACAAAGGAGUUCAUGGAAAGUGAGGGCAUUGUUGUGAACGACCCUGAGCCGAUGCCUGUGGAUCCUUACAGCGAACGUCGCAUACAGCCUCAGCCUUCCUACACAACACCCUCCGAAUUUGACUGCAUGCACCAGUUUCUCACCAUGGAUCGUAAGGUGCUGCGUUUCUUUGCCCUGUGGGAUGACAGUGACUCUCUGUUCGGGGACACCAGGCCUGUUACCAUCCAGUAUUUCCUGGUGGACAACACGGUAGAGAUCAGAGAGGUCCACGAACCCAACAGCGGCCGGGAUCCCUUUCCUGUCCUGAUGCGCAGGCAGAAGCUGCCCAAGAAGAUCAAACCAGAGUCCGAGACAUUUCCCAGCUGCGUGCUGGAGGUUUCAAAACAGGAAGUAGAUGAGUACUACUCCCCCAAAGACUUCAAGGUGGGACAAACGAUGACGCUGCUGGGCCGUCGCUUCCUGCUGUAUGACUGUGAUGGUUUCACUAAAGAGUAUUAUCAAAAGAACCACCCUGAUGUGGAGAUCAAACCUUCAGAGGUUCCAAAAAAGACUGACCUGCUUCAGGAGACCAAGAAGGAGGUUCCCCCCUAUAAUGGUUUUGGCUCACUUGAAGACUCUCUGCAGAACUGUUUGUCUUUAAUUCCCGAGCCUCCCAAAAAGAAUGUGCUAAAGAUGCUGGAAAACGACCACAAAGUGUUGCGCUACAGUGCCAGGCUGGACUCCCAGAAUCCUGAAGAUGAGUGCCGACGUUUCAUACUGUCCUACUUCCUGUCCAAUGACAUGAUCAGUAUUUUUGAAAAGCCCACUCGCAACUCUGGUAUCAUCGGUGGCAAGUUCCUGGAAAAGACACGCAUCCCCAAACCGGGCUCUACGGUGGACAAGCCUGAGUUCUACUCACCUGCAGACUUUGCUAUUGGAGCCACUGUGGAGGUUUUCAGCCACUGCUUUGUGCUGACUGACGCUGACCACUACGUGCUGACGUACCUAGAGUCCAACGCAAGCCAGAUCCCUUGUCAGACACUGGAUUCUUUGCGCCAGAAGCUGGGUGUGAAGAUGGCAAAUAACCAGCCAGCUGACCAAAAUGGUGACGAUGUAGCAGAGCCAUCUUCGUGAUGUCAGGCAAGGCUGGAUUGCAUUGUACACUCUGCACUAAAUCAGACCACAAAUGAAAGCCUCUACAGAAUGUAUCUUGACACUAUAAAUAAAUACUGGACCAGCUGCAGAAAAGUUGAUUUAUUUGGCAGAAUCUGACAGCUUCUGGAAAUAAAAAAUACAGCUUUUUGGUGUUGGUGUGGUUGACCUCAAAAUAUCCUUCCUAUAUAGGGCAUAUACCAGGCAGUUGCCAAAGCCGAACGUCAAAUCUGAUCAAAAAUGCAAAGUUAAGUUAGAAUUGGGCAAUCAAGCGAGUACAUUUUAUCAAGAACACUAUGUUUCCUCAGCCACAUAGAGCAAACUGACGGUCAAACCAGGGAUGCUUUUAGCAUACUGGCAUUAGCAUUCAGCUAAAAGCAGAAGUGAAGGUGGCUCCACUGUGCUCAGUGCUACCCUUGAUUGAGUCCACCUCCACCACCCUGUUGAGAACUGCCUAAUCACCCUGCUUUUUACUGCAAGACUGUAGCCAUCGAAUUAACGAUAAAGGGGACCAAAUCUUUCAAAAAUGUCAAACUCAUUUCCUGUUUUAUUAUAUCAUUUAUCAUUAGCAAGUACAGCUACACAGUAUACUAUGCAAAUAUAUAAUAAAUGAAAGCUACGGUCUACAUAAAUGACACAUGACAACAUAAAUGAUUGACACUAUACUCAGACUUCAUGUGGGCUACCUGACAAAUAACAUAAAGACAGUGGGCCCAGGAGGCAUCCUGAUCAGCUGCCUCCUUUCACCUCAACUGGCCCCUUUCGACAUGAAGGAGCAGCAGCUCUACCCUGAGCUCCCUUUAAAUGCCUGAGCUCCUCACCGUAUCUCUAAGGCUGAGCUCCUUUCAGCCUCUUGUAUCCCAAAUCUCAUUCUUCCUGUCACCACCUGCAGCUCAAGGCCAUAGGUGAGGGUUAGGAUGUAGAUGGGCCAGUCAAUCAAAAGCUUUGCCUUCUGGCUCAGCUUCUUCUUCACCUUGACAGUCUGGCACAGCACCUGUAUCACUGAUGAAGCUGCACCAAACUGCCUCUCCAUCUCACGCUCCAUUUUACCCUCACUCGUAAGACUGAGAUACUUGAACUCCUUUACUUGGAGCAGUAACUCUUUCCUUACCCAGAGGGGGUAAUCCAUUGUUUUUCGGCAGAGAACCAUAGCCUCAGACUUGGUGGUACUUCACACUCAACUGCAAACUGCCCCAGUGCAUCCUGGAGGUCCCUAAAGCAGACACUUACCUCCCCCCUUGAGAUCCUGUCUAUGAAUAUCACAAACAGAAUCAGUGACAAGGGACAACCCUCCAAUAUAUAUUUUAAUUGCUGCUUUGGUUCACUAUAUAAAGAAAGAAAAUUGGAUAUGUAGGAAAAUC